AUGCCCGACCUGACGCCACGUGGUACACCCGUUCAGGCGAGCGCAGUCGCCGCAGAGGCACUCGAGGCGCCGCCCCCGCCGCCCACGGCCGGCGCCCUUGCGAGAACGGGCGCGCGCGCGCGUGCCGCCGCGGCGGAGCGCUCCGGCUCCCAGUCGGCGAAGGUGCUGAUGGACAGGAGCUCCAAGGGCUCCCGGGACGCGUACGAUCAGCAGUCCCUGGACAGGGGCGAAGUGUUCUACGGGGGCGUGACGCCGCGAGGUGUCCCGGCGCGCACCUCGGUCACCAGGCAGGGCGCCGCCCUGGAGCGCCAGGCGCCCGCGCCGCCGCCGGAGCUGUUCCCGGCCGAGAGGUCCCAGAGACGGCCGUCUUGGGAGAGCGGGUGGCCGCCACGGCCCGGUGCGGCACCGGCCAGUUCGUGGGCGGCUCGCCUCGAGGGGCAGCAGGAGGCCCCGGGCAUGCCGCCGCCGCCGUGA
This is a messenger RNA of Prorocentrum cordatum, 474 nucleotides long. The record is from the annotation of a GenBank genome assembly. Lineage: Eukaryota; Dinophyceae; Prorocentrales; Prorocentraceae.